Molecule: messenger RNA, 651 nt
Organism: Physella acuta
Lineage: Eukaryota; Metazoa; Mollusca; Gastropoda; Physidae
Source: RefSeq, a predicted model, not a curated record
AUGAUGGGAGAUAUGAUUGGUGAUGUGAUUGGAGAUGUGAUUGGAGAUGUGAUUGGAGAUGUGAUUGGAGAUGUGAUUGGAGAUGUGAUUGGAGAUGUGAUUGGAGAUGUGAUUGGAGAUGUGAUUGGAGAUGAUGGGAGAUAUAUGAUUGGUGAUGUGAUUGGAGAUGUGAUUGGAGAUGUGAUUGGAGAUGUGAUUGGAGAUAUGAUUGGAGAUGUGAUUGGAGAUGUGAUUGGAGAUGUGAUUGGAGAUGUGAUUGGAGAUGUGAUUGGAGAUGUGAUUGGAGAUGUGAUUGGAGAUGUGAUUGGAGAUGUGAUUGGAGAUGUGAUUGGAGAUGUGAUUGGAGAUGUGAUUGGAGAUGUGAUUGGAGAUAUGAUGGGAGAUAUGAUUGGAGAUGUGAUUGGAGAUGUGAUUGGAGAUGUGAUUGGAGAUGUGAUUGGAGAUGUGAUUGGAGAUGUGAUUGGAGAGAUUGGAGAUGUGAUUGGUGAUGUGAUUGGAGAUGUGAUUGGAGAUGUGAUUGGUGAUGAUAAGCGUCAAAAAGUGGAUAUAUUCCACGAGAUUCUCAAACGUUUCUCAAACGUCAAAAUCAAAGAAGCAAUAAAAGUACAGAAAAGAUUCCUCUUUAAACCAAACGAUCCAUUGUGUAGAUGA